AUGAAAGCAGUUGUCUACAAAGAUCCCAAGCAGUCGGUGCUGGUUUCAGACCGUCCAAUUCCUAAGCUUCGCGAUGGUUAUAUCCUAGUCAAGACAGAAGCUAUCGCACUCAACCCGACCGAUUGGAAAAGUGUCAAGAACCAAAACGCCAAAGAUGGAACCGGUGUUGGUGUUGACUUUGCCGGUGUGGUCGAGGAAGUCGGCCUCAAAGUAACCAAGUCUUUUCAAAAAGGCGACCGCGUAUGCGGCUUUGUAAAUGGCGUCAAUGGGUCUUACGCAGAAGAUGGUGCCUUUGCAGAAUACAUCAUCGCCAAGGAAUUUACUACCAUCAAAAUCCCUGACACACUCACCUUUGAGGAGGCUGCAACUCUGGGUUGUGGUGUGACUACCGUCGGCCAGGGGUUAUUUGAAAAGGACUAUGGCCUGGGACUGGCUUUACCCUCUGAGCCUAUCAAGGAGCCCGAGUUUCUACUUAUUUAUGGCGGAAGCACGGCGACAGGUACUUUGGGAAUCCAAUUUGCUAAACUGGCAGGAUAUAAGGUCAUAACUACAUCAUCCCCAAAAAACUUUGGCCUGCUGAAGAGCCUGGGUGCCGAGGAGGUCUUUGACUACAAGGAUCCGGAAUGCGGCAAGAAGAUCAACGAAUAUACAAAGAACCAACUCCAAUACGCCUGGGACUGUGUGGCUACUGACCAGACUGCCCAAAUCUGUGCCGAAGGACUCACUUCCAACGCAGGCGCUCGUUAUGGUCAUAUUUUGCACCCGAAAUUUCCCCGUGAUGAGGUCAAGGUCACAUUUACCCUGGCGUACACCGGCAUAGGAGACGAUUUUGAGAAGGGUGGAGCCAAAUACGUCGACAACGAGAAACAUGGCCAAUUCCAAUUGACCUGGUGGGAGAUUGCACGAACAUUCCUUGCCGCUGGAAGAGUAAAACCCCAUCCUAUCAGCCUCAGACCCAAGGGCCUCGAAGGCGCGAUUGAAGGCAUGGCCGCGAUGGAGGCGGGUAACUACAGCGCCGAGAAGCUUGUGUAUAAAAUUUCCGAGACUCCUUGA
Messenger RNA from Talaromyces atroroseus, 1053 nucleotides. RefSeq lists its product as hypothetical. NCBI's taxonomy places the organism in Eukaryota, Fungi, Ascomycota, Eurotiomycetes, Eurotiales, Trichocomaceae. The record is from RefSeq and is a predicted model, not a curated record. The transcript is spliced from 2 exons. Gene Ontology annotation, molecular function: oxidoreductase activity, acting on NAD(P)H. The coding region runs from base 1 to 1053 and encodes 350 amino acids.